ACCAUUUAUGUGAUAAUGUUAGCCGUGGAAGGGUCCGUUGCGAGGAUUGGGGGAUAAAUGGCGUAUAAGGGCGCCAUAAGAAAUGAGAUAACAUUACAUUACAAAUGAGAUGUUAUUAUAGUUUACGAAGUUGAAGAUAAUGUGUUCGGAAUAACGGGAAAACAGCCAUGCCAUAGCGUUUUCCGCCAUUUUCUUUGCAGAAGAUAUGCUUAUUACUUGCUCGACGCCCUCUCUUACAUCCUCCGCCCAUUCUCUUUCUUACAGGGCAUUUUCAGGAUGUGCAACAUCAAGAGCUUUCAUAACUCAAACCAAGCAAGUACAGCGCUACUGCUCAUGUCAGAGUUUCAAUCACAGCAGCGAAGAGAAUUCUUAUAUAUCACUAUCCAAUGAGAAUUCCAGGCGAAAGAUUCUCCUUUUUUUCUUAUCAACUACAGCUUUAUUUCCCACUCGGCAUUCUUCUGCCAAGACAAAGAAUAAGAAUCCAUACGAUGAAAGACGCUUACUAGAGCAAAACAAACGGAGACAAAAAGAAAACAAUGCUCCUGUCGACUUUCCAAGCUUUGUCAGGGAAGGUUUCGAGGUUAAGGUAAUAGCACCAGAGUCCUAUGUCAAACGUGACUCUGGGCUCAUAUAUUGGGAUAUUGAAGUUGGUAAUGGUGAUUGCCCCAAGGAUGGUCAGCAGGUGAUCUUUCACUAUGUUGGCUAUAAUGAAUCUGGUCGUCGAAUUGAUAGCACAUACUUACAGGGUUCUCCUGCCAGAAUCCGUGUGGGCACAAAUGCAUUGGUCCCAGGAUUUGAGGAAGGAAUUCGAGGCAUGAGACCAGGGGGAAAAAGGAGAAUGAUAAUCCCACCAGAACUUGGACCUCCUGUGGGGCCUUCCACAUUUUUCAGCUCAAAACAGUUUGAAGUCUUUGAUGUGGAACUGUUAAGCGUCCAAGAUUGUCAGAGGAGGACAAUAGGCUUUUACUCUGACAUUGUUUGCAACUAGGAGUUGAACGUUGCCAUUUUGAGGUACACAUGGAUCUUUGAGAUGAAACAACCUAAAGAAGUCCAUACUGCACUAUGUAUAACAGUUCCACGUGAGAUGUUUUACAGAGAUUGAUCAAUCAGAUUAAAUAUCAUAUUACCAAGUCGCUUGUUUUUCUUCCCCUCUCUCUCACCUUCUGGAUAAUAUCUCCUAAGCCGAUCUUGGAGCACGAUCGUAACUUUGCUUAUCUAUCAUUUACAAAGAGUUUGUAGUUAGUGUUAAUGAAUAAGACAUCUAUUAGUAUAAUAAAACUUACUGGUAAAAUCUUCAAUUA
This is a messenger RNA of Cucumis sativus (cucumber), 1301 nucleotides long. Its product is annotated as peptidyl-prolyl cis-trans isomerase FKBP20-2, chloroplastic. NCBI's taxonomy places the organism in Eukaryota, Viridiplantae, Streptophyta, Magnoliopsida, Cucurbitales, Cucurbitaceae. The transcript is spliced from 7 exons. The record is from RefSeq and is a predicted model, not a curated record. Bases 206 to 988 code for a protein of 260 amino acids. Gene Ontology annotation, molecular function: peptidyl-prolyl cis-trans isomerase activity.